AUGUCUCUCUCCUACCUCCCACCCGUCAAGCCCUCUGCCAUCGCAUUGGGUACCGUCUUCAACCACGUAGCAUCUCUCGCUGUCCUCGGCCCGGUCUUUGGUGACACCUACCACCGUGCCCAAGCUUCCAACUCCAAGGAGGAAUUCGUGAAGUCGAAGGAGGCUGCCUCUGCUGCUGCUGCAUGGGGAACUUCCCUCGUCGGUAGCGCCGUCCAAUCAUAUGGUGUUGGUGCUCUCAUCAAUGCCACCGGCACACUCAGCUACAAGGGUGCUGCAUACUUGGGCUCCUUGAUCUUCAUGGCCAGCUCAGCGCCUUCUUUCAUCGCUCAAAUCUUUACUGAGAAGCGACCUCUUGACACCAUCGCUGUUGGUGCGCUUGCCCGUAUCUUCGAGACAGUUGGACUGUCACUCUUCCUCACAUGGUGGGGAACCCACACCAACCCUUUUGAGUAA
This is a messenger RNA of Amorphotheca resinae ATCC 22711, 453 nucleotides long. RefSeq lists its product as hypothetical. Bases 1 to 453 code for a protein of 150 amino acids. The record is from RefSeq and is a predicted model, not a curated record. The transcript has 4 exons. Lineage: Eukaryota; Fungi; Ascomycota; Leotiomycetes; Helotiales; Amorphothecaceae.